This is a messenger RNA of Salvia splendens (bonfire salvia), 513 nucleotides long. RefSeq names its product protein TIC110, chloroplastic. NCBI's taxonomy places the organism in Eukaryota, Viridiplantae, Streptophyta, Magnoliopsida, Lamiales, Lamiaceae. The transcript is spliced from 3 exons. Gene Ontology annotation, cellular component: TOC-TIC supercomplex I. Gene Ontology annotation, biological process: protein import into chloroplast stroma. Bases 1 to 513 code for a protein of 170 amino acids. The record is from RefSeq and is a predicted model, not a curated record.
AUGGGAUUCGGAGGGUUUGAUGGCGAUUCGGAGGGUUUGACUGCGAUUCGGAGAUUCAAUUCAUUUGAGAACAAACCCGCGUUCUUCACCUCUUCUCCUCUUCUCUUCUGCAAAAUUAAACCGCGAUUCAACAUCGUUGUUGCCUUCGCCGUAGCCAUUGAUGCUGAGAAGGCCAGACAAGUUGUUCAUGAACUUGCUCAGGCUAGAUUAUCUUAUUCUCUUGUUCAAGCAGUAGCACUGCUACGGCAGAGAAACAAUCAAGGAGUGGUUAAUUCUUUGAACGAUUUGUUAGCCUGCGAUAAGGCUGUACCCGCAACCCCCGUUUCAUGGGAGGUGCCUGAGGAACUGGCAGACCUCUUUCUCGUGUACUUGAAAAGCGAUCAGGCGCCUGAGAAAGUAGCAAGAGUACAGUAUCUACUGAACAUCAGCGACUCGACAGCAGAAUCUCUACAAGCUAUGAAAUAUAAGGGAUCAUCAAAUGGAUCAGCUGAGCAGGAGGAGUUUGUAUUUUGA